AUGUCGAAAAUAUUUACUAUUGUUCUUCUAAUUUUUACUAUUAGUACUAAUAUCUAUUAUCCUAUUUAUCGACGGUUACUCGAUGAAGAUGAUAAACGAAUAUGGUCUAUUGCAUUGUAUACAUCGAAUUUACGAUUAUUCAAUUAUAUUAUUCAUACAUUUCACUUUUUGGCUCCAUUUGUCAUUAAUCUUAUAUCAGCUAUUGUUCUCAUAACAAAAAGAUCGCGCCAGAAGUCAAAUGUUCAUGCUAGUCAAACUUUCAUAGAAACUUUUAAAAAAAUUAAAGAGAAUAGCCAUUUAUUAACUGCACCUGUUGUAGUAGUGAUUCUUGGAAUACCACGUUUAAUUAUUGUAUUUUUAUCAAAAUGUAUGAGAUCAACAAGUGAUGCAUGGCUAUUUCUUAUUAUAUAUUUUAUUUAUUCCAUCUAUGUUGACGUUUUCUAUAUUUAUACUACCAUCAAAAUUUUAUAA
Molecule: messenger RNA, 471 nt
Organism: Rotaria socialis
Lineage: Eukaryota; Metazoa; Rotifera; Eurotatoria; Philodinida; Philodinidae
Source: the annotation of a GenBank genome assembly